AUGAGUACUUCAAGACGAGAUGAUGUUGAGAUUUUAGAUGAUAGCACUGAUGAUGCUGAAAUUCUUGAAGAGUAUGGCGAGGUUGAACAAGACAAGGGAAAUAAUACGAUGUCAUUUUCAUAUGUGGAGCCGUAUGUGAGGCUACAAUUUGACGGCAUAGAGGAUGCGCAUAGUUGCUAUAAAGCCUUCUCCAGACAGAUUGGCUUUGUAUAUUCGAUCCAAGUUGAUGUAGAUGGUUCGAUGAGGAAUUACUUUUGGGCAGAUGCUAGAUCAAGGGCCACAUACCAGUAUUUUAGGGACGCUGUUAUGUUUGAUGCUACGUAUCUCACAAAUCGCUACAAGAUGCCCUUUGUUCCGUUCACUGGAGUUAAUCAUCAUCAUCAUCAAUCUGUGAUGUUUGGAUGUGCAUUACUUGUAAAUGAGAUGGCCGAGUCUUAUACAUGGUUAUUGAAAACAUGGUUAGAAGCGAUGCUUGGUCGUGCUCCCUCUACAAUAAUAAUUGAUGAUGAUAAGGCAAUGGCUAGGGCCAUCGCAGAGAAUAUUUAUACCAGGGGAGCAAAGUGGGUGCCAGCUUACUUGAGAGGCACAUUUUGCGCUGGAAUGUCCACAACUCAACGAAGUGAGAGUAUGAACAAGUUUUUUAAAGACUAUGUUCGUGCAAGUACGAUGAUAAGUGACUUCGUCCAUCAAUAUGAUAAAACAUUGAACGGUUGCUAUUUUAGCGAGAAAGAUAAAGAUGUGAAGACAAAACCAUCAAUGCCAAUUAUGAGGAUUACUUACAGUAUUGAAGAGGAAUUGGCCAAGAUUUACACAAGAAAAUCAUUUCUGAUAUUUCAAGAUGAGUUGCUUAAUAGCCAACGGUACAAGGUGCACAAAACACGGGAGGAAGAUGGAAGAAAAAUUUACUUGGUGGGCAUUGAUGGGAAAGAAAAGCCAACAUAUGAAGUGACACUUGGGAAGGAGAAAUCAUAG
Molecule: messenger RNA, 972 nt
Organism: Juglans regia (Persian walnut)
Lineage: Eukaryota; Viridiplantae; Streptophyta; Magnoliopsida; Fagales; Juglandaceae
Product: protein FAR-RED IMPAIRED RESPONSE 1-like
Exons: 3
Coding region: 1-972 (323 amino acids)
Biological process (GO): regulation of DNA-templated transcription
Source: RefSeq, a predicted model, not a curated record